Messenger RNA from Orbilia oligospora ATCC 24927, 1320 nucleotides. RefSeq lists its product as uncharacterized. The record is from RefSeq and is a predicted model, not a curated record. The transcript has a single exon. The coding region runs from base 1 to 1320 and encodes 439 amino acids. Lineage: Eukaryota; Fungi; Ascomycota; Orbiliomycetes; Orbiliales; Orbiliaceae. Gene Ontology annotation, molecular function: protein binding.
AUGGCCGAACUAUUGGAAGAAACGCCAGUACCUGGUUUGCAAAGUACACUGGAAGGCGAAAUAUCUGAAGAUGAAGACCUGAGUCUUCACAGGACCCUCGAAGAUGAAAUGGCCGAAUUACAAAAUAUGCUGGACGAGCCACUGGUGUUUGUCCAGCCUGGUAGUGAUAUGGAUGAAGGGGUUGUGAUGGAAGAAGAGGAGGAAGACGACGGAAUCAUCCUCAUCGGCCAGGAGAAGUGGAUCUUCGAACACGAAAGACGGAUGCUUCAACAAGAAAAACGAAUGCUUGCGCAUCGUAAGAAAAUUCUAGCUCAAGAACAGCGAAUGUUCGACCAGGAAGGCAAGAUGUUACAACAAGAGAGAUGGAUCGUCGACCAGAGGAAACGACUGUUUGAAGGCGAAGAGGACGUUACUGAGAUGGAGGGCCGGAUUGUACAAGAAGAAAAGAAAAUGGAGGAAAGACGGACGGGAAUGGACGAGAAGAUUGUUAGCGUUGAGAGGCGGAUAUCGGAACUGGAGAGACAAAUGUCUACUCUCAAGACGGAUAGAAUCGAAGCUCGGGAAAAGAAUAAACUCACGAUAUUGAAUCUUCCGGCCGAAAUCCAAAUAGAGAUACUCUCUCACCUACCUUGGCAGUACCAGAUGUAUUGCUUCCAAGUCUUCCCAUCGUGGAAAGAAGCCAUAGUCCUUAAGGACACCCGGACCAAGCGAUAUAUUGUCUCGGAGAAGAAUUACUGCCCCCGCAUGCAUAAGAUUGGUGCUGGAUUUGGAUGGAGAUUCGUGAUCCAAGAUGGCAAGAUCGAGUCUGUGACAUACGAUCUUGAUCUAAUGAAGCAGAUGACGGGAGAAUCCGAUACCAUGGAAGAAAAAGAGAAGGAAUUCAACGUCAACCUACUACAAUGCGCCAUUCUCGAGGACCCGUUGUUUUUACAUGAGCCAAUUGAGCCGGAGAAAGACGUCGUCGAGGUUAACAAGGUCGCAUUCAAAGUCGUUCCAUGCCAGAAAAAAUACGAAUGCCUAUUCAUGGAAAAGGAUGAGAACAAAGAUGAUAACGAGACAGAGGUAGGGAAGAAAGAAGAAGUGGCGGAACACGAAGAAAAUGCAGAAUACGCCAGGAACCAGGAGAAGUUGACAUUUACCUUCACCUUCGAACAACAUCCCGAACUAAAAAACAUGCAAAUCAUCGAGUUCCUAGACUGGGUCGCAAAGUGGAUUAGUGGCCUCGAGGUUUUGAAAGAGUAUAAGCGUAUCCAUAUGGAACUGUUGAAGUACGACUGGUUUGAAAUGGGUUUCUUUUUGUUGUUCCAUGAUCUGGCUUAG